CUCCACAUUCUGAAAUCUCGAGGAAAAUCUUAACCCAGAAGUCGAUUCUAAGAGAACAUUGGAGCUCAGAUUCAAUCACCGAAGAAGAAAGUACUAUUCAAAGAUUUUGAAUCAAAAAGAUGAACGAACAAAUCGAGAAAGUGGCCUCCAUCACUCGAGCUAGCUGGUCAAGAGCCAUGUCUGCUGAUCAAUGGAUUGGAUUCUUAUCAUCUCAUCAUUUUCAAUCUCGUGGAAUUGAAGGUUACUCGUCCAACUCUUUUUCAGACGCCGUUUGUGAUAUCCUCAUUCGUCUCAUUACGGCUACUAGUCCACCUUCGAAUCGACUUUUAUCUUAUUACCAAGCAGCUUUACAUUCCGGACCAGAUUGGGCUUCAUUGGAUGAUCAACUUGGUCCAUGGAUUUCGGCUUCUCAAGUUUCGACUCGAAUCCUCAUCUGGAUUUCAGAGAUGGAUUUAAAUCAAGACGAAUCUUUACAAAGUUCUCAUUCAGUCUUUAAUCGAGUCACUCGUCUUGAAACCCUUAAUUUACUUGCCAAACCUUUGCUGAAAUUUUCACCUUCGAUCGUGACGUAUGAACCAGCUGAAUGUCUUCGAUACUUGAGUUGCUUAUUAGACCUUUUCGAAUGUUGUCGUCCUACUUCACAAUCAACUAGAGCUGAACGUAAAUUAAAUGUACCUGCUCAUCAACUAGCUGAUUGUUUAUUAGCUUCUUUAUCAUCAUGCAUCCUAUCAAUCUCUCGACGUGAUUUUCUACAACAUCCUGAUCUUCUAUCGCCUCUUCUCACCAAGCUAUCAUCUCGACUCUCGAUACUUGAUCAAGG
This is a messenger RNA of Melampsora larici-populina 98AG31, 820 nucleotides long. RefSeq lists its product as uncharacterized. The record is from RefSeq and is a predicted model, not a curated record. The annotation marks the transcript as partial. The transcript is spliced from 2 exons. Lineage: Eukaryota; Fungi; Basidiomycota; Pucciniomycetes; Pucciniales; Melampsoraceae.